Capsicum annuum is the source of this 573-nucleotide messenger RNA. RefSeq lists its product as uncharacterized. The coding region runs from base 1 to 573 and encodes 190 amino acids. The transcript has a single exon. The record is from RefSeq and is a predicted model, not a curated record. Lineage: Eukaryota; Viridiplantae; Streptophyta; Magnoliopsida; Solanales; Solanaceae.
AUGAAGAAGAGGCAUAUUAAUGAUUUAAAUGAGGUGGAUCUGAAGUCUCAAGAAGGGAAUGAAAAAGAACUGAUGCAAAGUGAAGAAGUGGAUGAUGAAGAGGGAGAUCCAAAGGUAAUUGAGAAUGAUGAAGUGCAAAGUGAUCUAUUGCCUACCAUGAAGGUUCCUCCCCUAUCCCCUCAAAGACUCAAAAAGAAAAAGGAUAAUUUUAAAUUCAAGAUGUUCCUUGCAAAGCUUAGCAAUCUAUUAAUUAAUUUCCCGUUGCUAGAGGCAAUUCAAGAGAUUUUGAUACACGCUAAGCUUAUGAAGAAGUUGAUGUCAAAGAAACAGCUUGUUGAUGGUGAAACCAUAGAAAUUACACAUGGGUGUAGCACUAUCAUGACUAGCGCUAUUGUGGAGAAGAAAGAGGAUCUCUGGGCCUUUAUAAUCCCUUGCACCGUAAGGACACAUAAGUUUGAAAAAGCCUCGUGUGACCUUGGUACAAGCAUCAAUAUUAUUCCCUAUGCAAUCUAUAAGAAACUUGGGUUAGGCACUUCUACUCAAACAAUAAUGAGGCUACUGAUGGUAGAUUGA